AUGUCAACGACAGACGCCCCCGCCAAGCCGGUACUUUUCAAGAAGGGCCCGCGAUCACGACCGAACCAGUCGCGCCGGAAACGCUCCGCGACGCCACCAGAUGAGGACGCCAGUGGCGAGACCUCCGUCGUGCGACCGAACAAGACGUCGAUCGCGAACCCGCUCGUGCAAGGGACGAAGCGGCGGCGAGACGAUGCCGCAGCAGCCGGGGGUCUCGACGAGUUCGAAUACAAGGCCGACGAGGGCGGGAUCAAGGGCGACGACUUUGCGACGCGGUCGACGAACUGGGACAUUGAGGGUCUGGAGCCGCACGAGGUCAAGGACAAGCGCAUCAAGGUCAACGAGGACGGGGAGAUCACGGUCGACGACGGGCUCUACCACGGUAAAUCGGGCUACUUGCCCACGAUCAACAAGCCAAAGGACGCGCGCGACGACCCGCGCUCCCUCAAGGGCCCGAUGCGGGCGACCGCCAACAUCCGCACGAUCACGCUGGUCGACUACCAGCCGGACGUGUGCAAGCCGUACAAAGAGACGGGCUUCUGCGGCUACGGCGACAGCUGCAAGUUUUUGCACGACCGCGGCGACUAUCUCGCCGGCUGGCAGCUGGACCAGCAGUUUGCCGAGGACGGCGCGCCCAUCGAGCCCGAGAGCGAGGACGAGGAGAUGCUCCCCUUUGCGUGCCUCAUCUGCAAGAAGGAAUUCGACGAGCCCGUCGUGACCAAGUGCGGGCACUACUUUUGCAUGAAGUGCGCCGUGAACCGGUUCAUCAAGAGCCCCAAAUGCUAUGCUUGCGGCGCGGCCACGAACGGGAUCUUCAACAAGGCCGAGAAGCUGCUCGCCAAACUUGAGGCGAAGCAGAAGCGCAAGCGCGAGGCCAAGGGGAUCAAGAGCGACGACGAGGACGAGGGGGGCAUCGAGAUUGGCGGGGCCUCGGACGAGGACGCCGAGGGCAACGAGAGCGAGUAG
This is a messenger RNA of Trichosporon asahii var. asahii CBS 2479, 966 nucleotides long. RefSeq names its product spliceosomal zinc finger-containing protein. Gene Ontology annotation, biological process: snoRNA splicing. The coding region runs from base 1 to 966 and encodes 321 amino acids. Gene Ontology annotation, molecular function: metal ion binding. The transcript has a single exon. Lineage: Eukaryota; Fungi; Basidiomycota; Tremellomycetes; Trichosporonales; Trichosporonaceae. The record is from RefSeq and is a predicted model, not a curated record. Gene Ontology annotation, cellular component: U2-type spliceosomal complex.